CUACCAAUCAGUAAACAGUUUCGGAACACACUCUCUCCGUGACCGGGUGAACGGUUGUAGUAGGCUGGGGUCGAGAAACGUGCGCCGGAAAGAGCAAUAUCUUGAAGGUUGUUGCGAACGUACGUACACACGGACGCACUGUGGCGCUCCGUCUGUUGUCGUUUGGAUUGAUUGAUACGGUGUGUCCCUAAUAAACAAAACAAGUGCAAACCACUAAACAACCACGUCCUGCUGUGCGGACGGAUAGACGAUUUUGUUGCAGAUUUUGCCAAACGUCACAGUAGAAGAUUCGUUGUUCAAAAAAAAAGUGUACUAUAGCAAAUGUACACUUAGAUGUGUACACUUAGAUAAAUCGCCGGCUAAUUUGCUAAAACACCUACUGGCAGCGUGCGUGCAAGUAGACGCAUGAGAGCAAAAGUAUAAGAAAACGGAAUACUUCAAUAGGUGCAAUAUGAAGGCAAAAGCAGUGUCUGGUCUGGUGCUGGUGGAAGUAGAAGGCCGUGCGGAGUGAAGUACAGAAACGAGAGCAACACAGCAACGUACAAAAAGGAAAAGAAAAACGUCAUCAUCAUCAGCUGAUGCUGCACAAGUGGUUUUCGUAUAGGUGCGCAGCUCGAAAUGCACCGUGCUGUAAGGGCUGCUUGUGUGGUGGUAGUGGUGUAGCGGUUGUGAGAGGAGGAUUGAGUUCAAGAUUUCGCUGCAUAAACAAAAAUAUAAACAAAUCACCUUCUCCAAUGGUAGUGUUUAUCAUCAGUGUAAAAAGUGGUAAAAAAAGGUGUAUCAAAAACCUUCCCUCACAAAGGGAAGGCAAAAGGUUCGUCGCGGUGUGUGAUUCUGUGUGAUUUGAACGCGUCCAUUCGUGGUUGUUAAUUUCUGUUCUGUUUCAAUCCAAAAAAGUGUACAGUGUGUGCGUACGCGUGUAUUUGUGUGUUUGUGUGUGUGCCUGAAGGUAUUCCGCAAUCCCCACACCCAUCCCAUGAAGUUCUGAAGCAAGUGUUGUGAGAAAGUUAAUUGGUGAGUUUAUCAGCUGUGGUGGUGGUGAGCAAAGGUGCAAAAGGGCAAAGUGAAAUAAAGAAGAAGAAAAAAAAAGAAGUGUGAAACAUCCAUUUGGUGCAAUAUGUUCCGAUCGCGUGGAUUACGAAGCAAUAGCCACGAUACACCGAUGUCCAUGGCCAUGAUACUGCGUCUUACCGUCGUGUGUCUGGCACUGGUGGUUACCCUCGCCAAUGGAUCAUCGGUACCGUCAACGUGGUCCCGGGUACACCGGACGGCCCGUGACACGACGGGCGGUGGGCGGGAACAACCGUCUCACGCCGGUACGCUCAUGUCCUGUGAGCGUAUCAACAACUUUUUCUCCUCCAUCAAUGUGACCGUCAACACGGCAAAUCAAGGAUCCGAGCGCGACCAAGGACCGGUGUGCGGCGGUAUUUGCUGCGAUGCCGAAACGGAACGACAGCUGGAGGCAAAGGCGACGAAAAACUUUGAACGACUAGUCAAACACCACAUCCGAAGCCAGCGAGGGCAGUGGGAAACGGCGGCUAAUCUGUACAAAGAUUACCUGCUGCAGCUCUUGCGACAGUCGGAAAACAAAACGCUCAUCCUCUUCUCGACCGUCUACAGCAAGAUGUCACCACUGUCCCGCGAACCGAUCCGCGAGCUGUACGAAACCAUCCGGCUCAACCUGAUUGCCGACCGGCCCGGGGAUGAUCUCGAGCUGGUGACGGGCAAGUUUUUCCGCAACCUGUUCCCGGUCGCUUACCACCAUGCGAUUCAUUCGGAUGUGCUGCACGGUACGGAACGGGGACGCUCAGCAUCGGCCGGUGUUAGCAACCGUGAUUUUCACAGUGACUACAAAAACUGUCUAGUGCACACGUACGAUGAGCUGAAACCGUUCGGUAUGGUACCGCAGCAACUGUCCAGCUCGCUCGUUUCUUCCGUCAGCGCGGCCUCCGUACUGUUGCGUGCCCUAAGGGAAGGUUCCGAGGUGCUGCUCAAGCUGGAAGAGAUCGGUGUAUCGGCACCGAGCUGCCGGAAUGCGUUGCUACGCAUGAACUACUGUGGAAGCUGCAAACGGUACAACCAUCUGCACGCGAAACCGUGCUCCGGUUUGUGCCAGAAUGUGAUGCGGGGCUGUUUAAUCGAGUUUGUCGGUGCACUCAACAAGGGUUGGUCUACGCUGACGGAAGCGAUCGUUCCACUAAUCGCUACCGUCCGUUCGCAGGACGGUAUUGAGUCAGAGAUCAAAUCCCUCGACGGUAAACUAUCGAACGCCAUCAUGCACGCGAUGGAAAUUGGACCUCAGCUUGAAAAACAGGUGGAACAAGCAUGCGGCGUACCAUCGAUGAUGCCUUCCGAAUAUCUGGCAGAAGGAGCCUACGACGAUACACCACAAACGCUUGCCGGCAGCAGUAAGUGGACGCUCGCACCGAUCAAUGAGCUGCUCCAGUUCGAGAUGACGAUCGACAAGAAUAAGGAUCUCUUCAUUCAGCUGUCUACGACGCUUUGCGAAGAUGAAGACUACCAUCCGACGGAUGAGGAUUGCUGGACGGGCAGCAGCUUGAGUGACUACACCCAGCAAGUGGUGACGACGAUCGGCAAUCGGUACAAUCCGGAGGUGAUGUACAAUGCGACCGCCACCGUAUCGCCCCACAUGCAGACACUGGUCGAUCGACUUAUUAAUCUGAAGACGGCCGUUAACAAAGCGUAUUCAUCCAACAACUACAGGGGUGACGUGGAUAAGAUGCAGUCCGAUAUGGCGGAAGGAUCAGGUGAUUCCUAUCCCUCCGAUGAUGAUGAGGAUGGAGAUCUUGCGUCAGGAUCUGGAGAUGAUGUCAGUCCACGUACUAUAUUCAGAGAUUCCGGCCAUGUUACGCCCAACUUUAACGAAAUCAGCUCUUCGAAACGAAUCUCGGCCAGCUCCUGCUGGAGUUUGCUCUCCGUGUCCACGUUCGUCCUGUCCCUGCCACUGCUACUGCUGAACGAUCGAUUUAGCAGGCACUGAGCGACUGGCGGAUGCUCCUGUUCCUUGAAUUAAGGUUAGCACACGAUAAACAGAAGGUGACACCUCCGAAGCACACCUCCGGUACACUGUAGUGUGGUUUCGCUUGUAUGAAUGCGUUACAGUAAAACAACAGCAACUUCAGCGCAUACCCUUAUACCCUUAGCAGACACGCUACUGCGUUCACCCAUCCACUCGUAGCGUACACGAUCUUCCUCCAAACUCUCUUACACGUUCUCAUGUCCAAUGUUGGGCAGGAUCGCCAAUAACACCGCAUUGUGUAAUGUGUGUUACAGCAGCGCCUAAAUGUAGGCAAUCAAUAUAGUCAAAGCGUAGUAUUUCUUAUCCGGGUGCAAAUCAUCUCCCGUUUCGAAUAGAUCGAUUUUACUACUUCAUGUUUAAUUUUAUCAACCGGACAGUGAGCACUUUUCCGAUCUAAAGGGUUGCAUUGUGGUAAUGCUUUUCGGCAGCUAGGAAGCUAGGGUGGAACCAAAUUGGUGCUCCAACUGUCUAAAUGAGGUGAAGCAAUCGUCGAAGCAAUCUUGCUCCAUGGAACAAAUAGGGAAUUAUAAACCGUCAGCCAUAGGAUAGCAUCAAAGUCCUAGCAUUACUUUAUUAUCAGCCGCACAUUCUGUUUUUGGUGGCAGUCAAUUGUUCUAGUGUAUUGUGCAGCCUGCAGCCUGCUCAGCUAAUCUCAACCGAAAGAUCCCGUUCGAAACGAUCUCUCGUGUAUGUGUGUCUGUGGGUGUAAGAUUUCAGAAGUCAUACGGUCAGCUACAUGCAAGGAGGAGGAUGUUGAUGAUAAGUUCUAGUGAUUUAGUACGUGAUUCUUCCACUGUCAUUUAUUUAAUCGUUUUCAUAAAACUCGACCCGCGCCGUACUGCGAACCGUUUGGUUAGGCGUGUACAGCGACACGGUCAUCUAAUCAUUCUGACGCGUCCCUUUUCGUCCUUCUCUCUAUCAUCUCUUUACGAUGGAGAGGUAAGUCUACUUUGCAUAGUCGUUAAAACGAAGAAGAAGAAAAAAGCAAACCAGAUCGAUAUCGUAGCUAGACCAUUAUGAAACGAAUGAAGCACACAAAACUCAUGCUACAAACAUGAUAUAAACAUCUUAUUUCUACUAAUUCAAAUUAAAUGAAACAAAAGAAGAAGAAAAAAACCACGAAACGUUAAGCAUAAAGGAUGGAAGAAUCGAACGGUCAUGAAAAUAUUAUGUAAAUAUUUAACUUAAAUCAAAUAACUAACAGCACAGACACUGUACGGAAAGGAUGAAAUUGGAUAACCAAUGUAGAAUAAGACGUAGCAAGGGUAGAAAGCGAAUGGGAGUUUCGUUCCGUUUUCAAAUAGGUAUAACAAACUCUGCAAAACACAAACCAUAUAAAAAGCAACCUACGCAUAAAUUCUACACUAGUUAACAAAUUCUUCUAGACCCAGAGAAAGGAGUCUUCCGCGGUUUUUACGAUGCCCCGAGAAGGAACUUUUAGUACAACAAUGUUUUAUUAAUCUGUCUGAACACAAAUUAAACACUCAACUGUUUUAUUACAUUUCGUUAUGCGACCUUUCCAUAUCGAUUUUGCGCAAUUGUAGAGCCAAAAAAAUGCAAGCAUUAACCACAUCUUUUAAUUAACACUCAUCGGACUCAUUGGAUCAUUUUGUCGGUAUCAUCGAAAAUAUGGAAGAGCAAUACGUUUCAGCAAUUACAGCAAGUGCCAGCUUUACUUGAAAAAAAAAAAAAGAUUAUCAAGCUUAUAUCAAAACCAUCAUAAGGUAAAUGUAGCACGGUUCGGUACGCCUAAAAGUAUGUAACCCGCAAAACAUAUUUACCUUAAAAUGCUUUCGGCAUUAGUUUGUUUGUCUCUUUCAACAAGCCUGGCGAACGCAUGAGUCAAAGUUCAAUGAAAAGUAUUUUGUUUUUACAUCUGGUAGCAUCGUAAGCCAAGUCUGUUGCUUUUUCAUACCGAAAACUAGAUCGAUUUCAAUUAAAACGUAACGCUGAUGAUGCAUAAGGAUGUAGGUCAGCGCGUAUCCAGGAUUAUGACGAGCACAAUGGCCAACGAAACAAUUGCCAAGUUCGGUAGCGAUUCUCUUCCGACCGAGGGAACAGGAUGAAAGUUGUGAAGAAACGUGUACAUUUUUUUGUAGGUGUUGUAAGUGCGGGCAUGUUUGUGAUGGAUGAUUCGUUGUACAGUAGUACUCGCGGACGUGUCGUUAAGCGUUGAUGUGCUCUGGGUACGUUCAGGCAAUAGUUAUGCAAGUAGUGCGAUGUUGCGGGAGAUUUAAUCACCGACCGAGGAAAAGUUGUUGCCAAACAGAGCUAAACGUUCACUAGGCAAAAGACACCCAAAAACACACAUUGGAGAACGAAAAAUGCAAAAAACACAAAGUAUAUCGCUGGAAAUGCUAACCCAAUUGUUUGAACUAUCUGUGAUUGUGCGAGAGGAGAAGCGGGUGUCGGUUGGAACACGGUUGAAAGGUGGUGAGCAAAAGUGCAUAGCAAAGAAUUACAGUCCGGUGUUGUGCAAAAUUAAGGGCAGGAAAUUUAAUUUAUUGUUAGUAGUUUGUUGAUUUCCCGGGCCUACUUACUAGUGGCACGUAUCAUACGCAGUGUGAUCCGCGCUUCUGCGUCCAAAAAUCAUAAAAAAUUGAAGUUUAAAUUUAACACACCAUUAAACCUCCGACGUACAGUACACAGAGGUAUGGUGAUGCAGGGGUUAAACUCACCGGAACCGGAUACGAAACUAUCGAAACAGAUCGAUCUUUUUGGAGGAGUAGGAGUGAUGGGUGGGAGGGAGGUUGAGAAAGGAAUCGAACUGUGUAACACACACGUGCGGAAGCGUAAUCUUAUGGUGCCAUGAAUCCCUUUUCCGUGCGAUGAAGUGACUACCAACAGAAUGUCGGCUUUUGGCAGCAGAUAAACGGAUAAAGCGUUUGUACGGAACGAAGGAAAAAAAUUACACAUAUAUAUAUGGGAAAAAACAAGCGUAUUUAUAAGUCAGCCAGGCAUGAAGGGGGAAGAAGGUGUGAUGAAACUUCUGCAUAAGCGCCCCCACGUGCUUACGCAAACGAAGCACACGUGAGUUUAAAACCAAUGGAAACACGCUAACAAACGAAGAAAAAAGAAUACGGAUGGGAAUACGAAAACAAAUGCUAAUUCCACUUCCAGUGAUAUAUCUUAGGUUUAAGUUUGCAAUGAUUAUAUUUCUGUAUUAUUAUUAUUUUUUUUCGUUUUUAAACAUCCUCCCAUUUCGUUACAAUAUUUCUUUCCCUUAAAUUUUUGUCCUACAUUUGCUUAUUCCUCCCCCUCUUUUUAUUUUUGGGCACGAUUCGGUAGUGAAAGAAAUUAAGUCUUCAAAAUUCGAGUCAUAACUGUAAAAAUAAAACAAACAAAAAAAACUAAUACAAAUCAUCUACCGAAUCAUUAAUCGCUAAAUAAAGAUGGUGAUUUAGCCGCAAGCUUCCCCCCACCACCAGCCUAGGUUCCCAUUUCCGUUCCUGUACCGUAGUUUGAUAGGAAUAAUUCUUAGUAUACUGGAACAUCAGUUAUGAUUUUCCAAAAUUGUUUUCUCCAUUGCACACUCUCUAUCUCUCUCCCUCUGUCUCUAGUUUUCUGAACUUGUCCCAACCAGUUCAGAUUCUAGUCGAGUUUGAAGAAUUUGAAGAAAAAAAUACACACAUCUUUAUUCUGCAGUUAGCUUUCAAUGCCUCUAAACAAUCAACUGUUGGGUAGGAAGUGUCCCAAAGUGGCGUUUUCCUUAGAACAUUUUGGAAGGACCCACCAACCAUUACCAAACAUCCCUUUCCUUAACUUCUUCCGUUUGGCUCGGAUCACCUUAUCAGGGUGGCAAACGUUCAGCACCAGGAGCGGGGGGAAAAGUUACACUUCAAAAUUAUUACCAUUAAGUGUUAGAAGUCUUUGAUUGCUGAAAAGAAGUAUCGUGUGUAUCAAGUAGUAGAAGGAAGAGAAAAAAUGUGUGAAAAUUUUGGAGAAUGUAGCAAGAGAAGAGAAAAAAAGAGCGCAAUUUAUUUUGUAUUUAUCUAAUAAAUACAGUUCAAACACAGGAAAAAAAGUAAGUAAAUUAAUUUAACUAAAACAUGGAUAAACAAGGUAGAUAUUAGGAAGGUAAUAUAAAAUAUAUACAUAAAUAUAGUUUGAUGCACGCAAUUGUUGGAAGGAAUGGCGGAAACAAAGAAGGAUGGAAUCAGUUGGGUAAAAUCAUGCCCAGAGCAAAAAAAGAAGCAGAAAGAAACGAAUAAAUCGUAUGGAAAGCAUGCAUGCCUGUUGUGUCGUGGUAAAGAGAGUAAUGUGUAUUAUAUGUAGGCAAAUAGGAUAUGAAGGUUUUUUUUUGCGAAAACAAAUAAAUAAAACAAAAAGUGAAAUGCAUGCGGAAAAGUAAAUGCUAAAAGAAAAACAACAACAAAAAAACGAUUUAAAACAAGAAUCCCUACCACACCAGGAGACACACCGGUUCGGAAUGAAUAGUGUCGGUAAAGCAGAAAACAGAAAAAAAAACAUAACCCUGUAGCGUACAUAUAUCAGCAAAUCCGAGCGGCACAAUUGAUCGAUGAGAGCCCCAUUAAAUGAUGAGUCCUACUCCACUUGAAUUAAUUUGCUUCCGUUUGCGAGAUAACACCGGUUUGUCAUACCAGAAAUGGAUGACGCAAAAUAAAUGGAAGGCAACACAUAUUCAUACCAAAACUCACACGCGCAAACAAACGCAGAUAAAUAGUCCAUGAUGAUAGGAACAAUUUGCUGAAAAAAUUGAACCCCGUUAGCACACAACAUAGCACAAGGAUGCCGGAAAAAACACACAUACACAACAGAAAUGUAAUGAAAACAGGAAAAUGGCACACACAGAUAUACCUAGACUCGACAGUGGCAGCGGAAGCAAAAUGCAACAUUUAAAAAAAACCGUCAAAACCAACUGGUAGUGUGUAUAAGAAAAGUGGAAACAAUAAACAUAUUAUUCUGAAUGAAUAACAAACGUGAA
Molecule: messenger RNA, 7985 nt
Organism: Anopheles funestus (African malaria mosquito)
Lineage: Eukaryota; Metazoa; Arthropoda; Insecta; Diptera; Culicidae
Gene: dally
Product: division abnormally delayed protein
Exons: 9
Coding region: 1118-3001 (627 amino acids)
Biological process (GO): cell migration; positive regulation of canonical Wnt signaling pathway; regulation of protein localization to membrane
Cellular component (GO): cell surface; plasma membrane; extracellular region
Source: RefSeq, a predicted model, not a curated record